CGGCCGGUUGCCGGGAAGUGGCUUUUGCUGCUGCAUCAUGGCGUCCGUGGGGACCCUCGCUUUUGACGAGUAUGGGCGCCCUUUCCUCAUCAUCAAAGACCAGGACCGCAAGUCCCGGCUCAUGGGACUGGAGGCCCUCAAGUCUCAUAUAAUGGCGGCAAAGGCUGUAGCAAAUACAAUGAGAACAUCCCUUGGACCAAAUGGGCUUGACAAGAUGAUGGUGGAUAAGGACGGCGAUGUGACGGUGACUAAUGACGGGGCCACCAUUCUGAGCAUGAUGGAUGUCGAUCACCAGAUUGCCAAGCUGAUGGUGGAACUCUCCAAAUCACAGGAUGAUGAAAUUGGGGAUGGAACCACAGGAGUGGUUGAUAUGAAGCAGCAGCAUGUCAUAGAAACCUUGAUUGGCAAAAAGCAACAGAUAUCACUUGCAACACAGAUGGUUCGGAUGAUUCUGAAGAUCGAUGACAUCCGUAAGCCUGGAGAAUCCGAAGAGUAAAGACGGCGCGAGCGCGGGUGGAACGAGAUCCCUGCUGUGCGUUUAAAUAGCCGGCGGCCUGGGAUGCGUGUGCAGCUGGUCAUCGUUACUUCCUUCGUCAGACACGUAGGUGCUGUAAUGGAACAGCUGUCUGGGGACCGUAGUUUCACUUGUUUGAAGACAUGUAAUUUUAGGGAUACUGUUUCCAUAAUCGUUUGCAUUCGUUCCAUUAAAGGAUCUUUAAA
This is a messenger RNA of Trichechus manatus latirostris (Florida manatee), 720 nucleotides long. RefSeq names its product chaperonin containing TCP1 subunit 5 (gene CCT5). NCBI's taxonomy places the organism in Eukaryota, Metazoa, Chordata, Mammalia, Sirenia, Trichechidae. The coding region runs from base 38 to 496 and encodes 152 amino acids. Gene Ontology annotation, cellular component: chaperonin-containing T-complex. Gene Ontology annotation, molecular function: ATP-dependent protein folding chaperone; ATP binding; ATP hydrolysis activity. Gene Ontology annotation, biological process: protein folding. The transcript has 4 exons. The record is from RefSeq and is a predicted model, not a curated record.